GCGUCAGACAGACACCUGUUGCCGGCGGCCCCGAGCAGAAAACGGAUCACGUUUCAGGUGGUUUUUCACCGCUACAGGGAGCAGAGUUCGCUGUGUCCACCGGACGAAACCGGUAUGUGGAGGACGGGGUUUUAAUAAGGAAAGCAGUCAGAGUUACAGAUUGAACAUGCUGCAGGUUGUGUGAGUGACAGAUAUGAGGUCAGCAAGAUCAUAUCUGCAGACUUUCACUGCCGGAGCAGUGUUUUGCCUGUUUUUGACCAGUGGAAGCAUGAGGCCAGAGAUGAGUGGAAAAGUUGGAGGUGUGGUGGAGCUGGAGUGUAGCUUUCCUGCCACAGGCUCGGCUGCGGUGUCGUCGCCUUUGCCACAUGUGGUGGAGUGGGUUCGUCAGGGACUUGACAUUCCCGUCCUCAUCAAAUUUGGAUCCUACGCCCCUCGUGUACAUCCAGAAUAUGAAGGACGAGCUUCUCUUGUGCGACUCACCGCCCUGCGGCUUGAGGGCCUGCAGCUGGAUGACCAGGGCUGGUAUGAGUGCCGAAUACUCUUACUGGAUAAACCCACUGACGAGCGCCAGAACGGCACCUGGACGCUGCUUUCUGUAACCGCUCCGCCCACCUUUAUCAAAACUCCACCCCCUUUCAUGGAGGCUCUUGUUGGAAGUCAUCUCUCCCUUGUCUGUGUCGCUAAUGGCAACCCAUCUCCGGCAGUCCUCUGGCUGAAAGACGGCAGCGUAAUGGAAGAUGUAAAUUAUGAGGAUGGAGUGUUGUCUGUGGGAGCGGUGAACAUGCAGUCUGGAGGAGUGUACACCUGCCAUGCCUCCAACUCAGAGGGAAACGUGUCUCGUGUCACCAAACUGGAGAUCAGAGGUCCACCCACUAUUGUCGUCCCUCCAAAGAACACUUCUCUCAACAUGUCCCAGAAUGCUCUUCUCCGGUGCCAGGCGGUGGCCAACCCCCCCAACAUGACCUAUGUGUGGCAGAAGGGCAGCGAGAACGUCUAUCACAUAGAGUCUCUGAAGUCACGGGUGAAAGUGAUGGUAGAUGGAACGCUACUCAUCUCCAAGCUCAUCCCAGAGGAUUCUGGCAACUACACCUGCAUGCCGACCAAUGGCUUGCUGACCCCGCCCACUGCAUCUGCCACACUCGUUGUGAUGCACCCAGCUCAGGCUCUUCAAAUGCCCAAAGAAACAUACCUCCCCACAGGUAUGGACGGUCUGGUCACCUGCCCAUCAGUAGCUGAGCCCCCACUGCUCAGAGUGGAUUGGACAAAGGACGGAGAGCCUCUUGAUCUGGCCUCGUACCCAGGAUGGACUUUGACACCAGAAGGAUCUUUGUUCAUGGCGACAGUCAACGAUGACGCAGCAGGCGUGUAUACCUGUACGCCUUACAACAGCUAUGGCAGCAUGGGUUCAUCCGGCCCGACAGCUGUUAUUCUACAGGAUCCCCCAUCAUUCAGUGUCACUCCAGAGAAACAGUACAAACAGGACGUUGGCAGGACUCUGCUCAUCCCGUGUCAAGGAAAUGAGGACCCAACCACUACAGUCACCUGGAACAAGGUUGACCAGACUCGUCGCUCAACGUAUUCCGUAGCAGCCAAUGGUUCUCUACUGCUGCAACCUCUUGUUAAGGACCAUUACGGGGUGUGGGAGUGCAGCGUGACUAACCGUGUGGCCUCAGUGACGGCCAGCACCCGUGUCUUUGUCUUUGGAACGAGUCCCCAUGCUGCUACCUCAGUGUCCGUCUCUCCAGGUGUGACACAGGCCAACGUAUCCUGGGAGCCAGGCUUUGAUGGAGGAUCAGCGCAGACAUUUUCAGUUUGGGUGAAGAAGAUUUCGGUGACUGAUGGUGAAGAUGAUGAUGAUGGGAAGAAGGACUGGUUCUCCAUACCUGUGCCCCCCUUGUCUGGCACCACACUACACAUGACGGGGCUUUCUUCUGCCACCGAUUACCGGUUCAGCAUCCUGUCUCACAAUAAAGUGGGCACUGGACCUUUCAGUCAAAUCGCCACCACAAGAACGCUGGAUCCUCCUCCUCCGAGCAGCAAACUCAAACCUCCCGUGCUGCUGUCAGCUAAUCGGAGCUCAGCAGGUGUGAGUCUGCAGUGGUCUCUUCCUGAAGCUCAGUGGCCUCCCGUCACAGGAUUUGUGCUCCAAACCCGCACAGCACCAGGGGACUGGUUCACUUUGGUCGGAAACAUCAGCGCCAACAGCAGCGAGAUGAUCGUUCCAGGUCUGCACAAGGACUGUGUGUACGAGCUGCGAAUGCUAUCUUGUCGCGGGGACGUGCUGAGUGAGCCCGGUCCAUCAGUCAAUGUCUCGACCGUGGGGUUGGAGAUGUAUCCAGCCUCUUCCCGGCUCCUGGAGACUGUCCCAGAGCCAUUCCUGACUGGCGUGCUGGGAGGGAUCGGCUUCAUGUGUUUGGCAUUGGUUUUGCUGCUGGGGUCAGGUUGUGUCAUCAGCCACAAGAGGGAUCGGCGCCGGCGAAAAAAGCAGCAAGAUCUCCCUCCUGCCAUCUAUAAAUGCUCCCCAUCAGUAACAUCUUCAGGCUCCAGGAGUCCAGACAGUGUGCUGAAAAAACGCCUUCUUCAAGCCAGCACUCUUUGUCCCACCAAUUUGUCUACCACCACCACCACUUCCUCCUCCUCACAGACAGACGACUCCUCCUUCAGCCACAGUGACAACCAGCAUCAACCAAAGCACCUCUUUUUAACCUACACUAAAGGCUGCCUCACGCGAACAACAUCAUCUCUGACGUCCCCUCCCAUUGAGCUGAUCUCUAGAGGUCCAGAUGGGCGAUUCACACUGCAGCCCUAUGAUGAUGACACACUGAGUACUCAAAGCAGGAGGAGCCUAAAGGAUGACCUCUGCCGACCUGCGAGUGUUCGGAGGUCUGUGUCACUGAGCUCAGAAGAAAUAAAAGAACCACCAUUUGUGCUUUCGGUAGAUGUCCCACCGUGCAGUCCAGCAGAGGACCUCAUCUGCACCGAGGCCAAGAUCUUGUCACGAUGUAGUCCUCAUAUCUUAGAUCAGAAGGCAGGAUAUGAUGACUUUCCUGAUGUUAGUAGCCUGCGCUCAGAUAGCAGCCAGAUUUUAGCCGCCAUCCCUCAUGGAGAUGGACACCUGUCUCCCACAUGUCCAGUCGUCAAGAGCCUGGGUCAGCCAUCGACCACUGCCAGCAGUCUGGUUCUCCAAAUGGAGCACGAACGGGAGAGAGGAAACCUGAGCCGCUGCCUGAAAUUGGCUCAGGAGAGGGAGAUGCUUGAGAGGGAGCUCAGGAAAUACACACUGGGAAGAAGCUCUACGAGAGAAACAGGGAGGGAGACGCCACACGUGGAGGUUGAGGAGAGGAAAUGGAGAGAGGACGGUGACAGUCGAUGCAUCUGGAAACACAAGAGCAGUACCUUGCCACACGCGUACCCUCAGGGCAGUAAGGAGCGCUGCGGCCUGUCACAGAACUCUUUCUCUUCAUCCUCGGUCCACUGGGACACCCGGCCUCUUGUCUCCCCUUUUACUCUGAUCCCAGAUCAGAGCGGUGUCAGUGCGGCUUCACCUCCCGCUACCUUGUGUUUUCAGUCUGGUAACCGCCAUUGUGCCCCGUCGUUUACUUAUCAGUCCCACCUCCAGUCUGUGGAGGCGGGCUCUUUUAUUACAGACAGAUUAACCCGCCCACGUUUGUACUCCAAGCACCAGAGAGAUGAAAGGGGAGAGACAGAAGAAGUCUGUGAUAAUAUACUGAACUCCCCGGUGUUGAAAACACAAAUAGCGGAUUUCUGCUCAGGAUCAUGGCCAUGGAGCGAUCCCAGUAAUGACAGCCGUCCCACAUCGUUCAUCCAUAGCAAUAAAAACACUGAAAGAUCAAAUUCUACUCUCAAAGCAACACCAGCGUCUGAACCCACUGAUGGAUACGGUGAGGACGUGUGUGUCGAGAUGAGCGUGGAUGAGCCAGACCUCCAGGUGUGCGCAAUGCGGCCUGCAAAGCUAAUGCUGCACCACAGAAUCGCCUCUCACUUGCAAGGAGAACACCAGCUGACACAAAACGGUCUGCAUGUUCAACGAAGCUUUUCCUGCCGCGGUCCUGCUUCUCCACAGCCGUCACAGCUGUGGAAAACCGGCAGCUCCAAAAGGGGGGACACAAAGCGACGCAGUCAAAGUUUGGACUCGAGGAGACAGAAGCAGGGCAACCUCCUGACCCGUGACCCAUGGAUCAACUCUGUUGAGCAGGAGAACUGCUCCGCCACGUUACCUAAUCGUGCACGCUCUCAUGCUGUUGACAGGAAGUUUUCAAGUUCUCAGGGUGGCCUACAGUCUCCUCUGCAUGUAGAGCAGUCAACCGUGACCCCUCCGUUACAUCCUGCUGCAGACCCGUCGUCUCUAAGGAAGGGUCCAACAGCACUUGCAUCAAAUCAUAGCCGCCUUCCCACUUUGAGACCGGGAGAGACCCGUCCAGGUUCAUCUAUCAGGAAGCUCUAAGGGCCACGACACCUGUAGAGACCAUGAAGGAGUCCUCCAGGUGUUUGCCCUCUCAUGAUGAUGGCAAAAACAGGGCAGUGGACGUGGAGACAAGGGUCUAUGAUGGAGUGCUGGAGUCUGGGAGCAGUUACAGCAGUUACGCCAGCAGCGGCAGAGGAAGCAUGGAACCUGCUAAUGGAUGUCUGUCCCUGUGCCGGCCUUCGCCGACUCUCACCAUCUCACCUGAGGCACUGGAGCAGAGCCACACAGAGGACACAGAAAUUCACAGAGUGGAACCCAAACACAGGAGAAAGGCCUCCGUUGAUGAGAAUUAUGAGUGGGAUGCUGCAGAUAUCUGCCUGCAGUCCAGAGACCUUAAUGGCCUGCUUCCUUCGUUGGAUCUACAGAAGACUGCGUUGUGCAGUAGCCUUCCCAGCAUGCAAUGCUCCACCAAGGCAGUGAAAAAUUGCACUCGGCUCUCUCUACUCCCAGGGCUUCAAAGCUUCGGGGAGCCAGAAACCGACACCGUGCUGUUCUGACUGCUCCAUCCGAGGGCUCGGCUCAUCUGGUGUGUCCUUUCUCUCAUAGAAACACAUCAGAGAGAAACCAGCUUUUCUUGAUCUGUUUUGCUUCUUUUUUUAUACGAGGGGGAGAAAAAGGCUAGACAGAAUAUGAGGUUUUCAAUAUGGCGUCUGUCAAACUGAAUUUGAAAAGUGAUUUUUUUUGUGUGUGUGUAAGUUUUUUCCAUCACACAUAGGUUACACGUGCUGCGAUUAAAAACAAAGUAUUGCAGACAUGCAGCAGCUUCGACCCAUCGCUGUGGCAAUGUAGAUGUUUUUCUUUUAACAUUAUCCUGAUAAAAGCUGUGAUAAAUGCUCGGCCACAUUCUCUCAUGUACUUAGACAAGCAUUCAUCACUCACAGACAUCUCAACUAUUAUCAACUAAUGGGUUUUAAAGUAUGUGUGUAUGUACAGACAUUCGUAAAACAAAGAAAAUACUAUAAAAACUUUAUUUUGA
Molecule: messenger RNA, 5462 nt
Organism: Thalassophryne amazonica
Lineage: Eukaryota; Metazoa; Chordata; Actinopteri; Batrachoidiformes; Batrachoididae
Gene: igsf9a
Product: immunoglobulin superfamily, member 9a
Exons: 21
Coding region: 194-4465 (1423 amino acids)
Biological process (GO): cell-cell adhesion
Molecular function (GO): protein binding
Source: RefSeq, a predicted model, not a curated record